Molecule: messenger RNA, 6775 nt
Organism: Canis lupus familiaris (dog)
Lineage: Eukaryota; Metazoa; Chordata; Mammalia; Carnivora; Canidae
Gene: KPNA6
Product: karyopherin subunit alpha 6
Exons: 14
Coding region: 147-1757 (536 amino acids)
Biological process (GO): NLS-bearing protein import into nucleus
Cellular component (GO): cytoplasm; nucleus; nucleoplasm
Molecular function (GO): protein binding; nuclear import signal receptor activity
Source: RefSeq, a predicted model, not a curated record
GCGCGUUUCUUCCCCGGGUUGAAUGUUAAAUUGUUUGUCCGUUUCGGGCUGCCGUCCUGCAGAUCCGCCAUAUUGUCUGCUGAAGCUACCGCUGAAGCUGCCGCCGCUGCCGCUGCCGCCGCCAAGUAGGAGCGAGCGGAGCCGCGAUGGAGACCAUGGCGAGCCCAGGGAAAGACAAUUAUCGAAUGAAGAGCUAUAAGAACAAUGCCCUGAACCCUGAGGAAAUGAGACGAAGAAGAGAGGAAGAGGGCAUUCAGCUCCGGAAGCAGAAACGGGAGCAACAACUUUUUAAACGGAGAAAUGUGGAGCUGAUUAAUGAAGAAGCUGCUAUGUUUGACAGUCUCCUCAUGGACUCCUAUGUGAGCUCUACCACUGGGGAGAGUGUGAUCACACGAGAGAUGGUGGAGAUGCUCUUUUCUGAUGAUUCUGACCUGCAGUUAGCAACCACACAGAAAUUCCGGAAACUGCUCUCCAAAGAGCCUAGUCCUCCAAUAGAUGAAGUUAUCAACACUCCAGGAGUUGUGGAUCGAUUUGUCGAGUUUCUGAAGAGGAAUGAGAAUUGUACAUUACAGUUUGAAGCUGCCUGGGCUCUAACGAACAUUGCCUCUGGAACCUCUCAGCAGACGAAGAUUGUCAUUGAAGCAGGGGCAGUCCCCAUUUUUAUAGAGCUGCUUAACUCGGACUUUGAGGAUGUACAGGAACAGGCAGUCUGGGCACUGGGAAACAUAGCUGGAGACAGCUCCGUUUGCCGAGAUUACGUCUUGAACUGUUCCAUCCUUAAUCCUUUGUUAACACUCCUUACUAAGUCCACAAGACUGACAAUGACACGGAAUGCAGUCUGGGCUCUAUCAAACCUCUGCAGAGGAAAGAACCCACCCCCAGAGUUUGCAAAGGUCUCCCCUUGUUUGCCUGUGCUGUCUCGCCUACUCUUCAGCAGUGACUCAGACUUGCUGGCAGAUGCUUGCUGGGCCCUGUCUUACCUGUCUGAUGGCCCCAACGAAAAGAUCCAGGCAGUCAUAGACUCUGGAGUCUGCCGAAGAUUGGUAGAGCUUCUAAUGCACAAUGAUUACAAAGUGGCCUCUCCUGCCCUGAGAGCAGUGGGUAACAUCGUCACUGGGGAUGACAUUCAAACCCAGGUCAUUCUUAACUGUUCAGCCCUCCCUUGCCUCCUCCACUUGCUGAGCAGCCCCAAGGAGUCAAUUCGGAAGGAAGCUUGCUGGACCAUUUCAAAUAUCACUGCUGGCAACAGGGCUCAAAUACAGGCUGUCAUAGACGCAAAUAUCUUCCCUGUAUUGAUCGAAAUCCUUCAGAAAGCUGAGUUCCGUACAAGGAAAGAGGCAGCCUGGGCCAUCACCAAUGCCACAUCAGGAGGAACCCCUGAGCAAAUCAGGUACCUGGUCUCACUUGGCUGCAUCAAACCCCUGUGCGACUUGCUGACUGUGAUGGAUUCAAAGAUUGUGCAGGUGGCCCUCAAUGGGUUAGAGAACAUCCUUCGGCUUGGAGAACAAGAGGGCAAGCGCAGUGGGUCAGGGGUCAACCCCUACUGUGGCCUCAUCGAGGAAGCCUAUGGCUUGGAUAAAAUUGAGUUUCUCCAGAGCCAUGAGAAUCAGGAAAUCUACCAGAAGGCCUUCGACCUCAUUGAGCACUACUUUGGUGUAGAAGAUGAUGAUAGCAGCCUGGCUCCCCAAGUGGAUGAGACACAACAGCAGUUCAUCUUCCAGCAGCCUGAGGCCCCCAUGGAGGGCUUCCAGCUAUAAUGUCUGCCUCCGGGGAGGGGAGGGGAUGGGAAGCACCACCAACCAGCGGAAAAGCAGCCCUCUGGUGGGCGGGAAGCCAGCCCCCCCAUCAUCAGCCACCACACGCCUCUGCUGCCCUGGAAACUGUGCUCUUGACCUGCUCCGCCCCCUUCCCUGGAGGGAGCACCCUCUGGACAGACAGAACCAUCUGAGGCUCACAUUGGGGUUUUGUGACAAGAAGGGGACGUGUUGGGUUUUUCUUCCUCACACUAUAUUUUGGCUGCACAUGUGUCUUUAACCCAGGAGCCCAGGGGUAGACAAAGGAGAACUGAGGUAAUCAAUUUUGCACCUUUUUUAUUUUUAUUUUUAUUUUUUUCUUUAGUGGUGACUUCCUUCCCUUUUAUCUUCCUUCAUCCUUCCCAGUUCUCUGCCCUGAUCUGUGUAACUCUUAUCUUGGGUACUUGAGCAGAUGGAAUAUUCCAGAGGUGGGGGGUGAGGGGUGGGGAGAAAUUCAAAACAAAGUGUUCUUGCUCUGACAGAAUAUUAAUCUUGUAUGCUUGGAUUGAGUUAUUUAAUUUUUUUUCUUUUGCACAUUUUUCUUGUAUUAAGAUUGCUCUUUCCAAGAGCUAUGAGUUCCUGGUUUUAGGAAUCCCAGCUGCCAGCAUGGUCUGGGACUAGAGGCUGGGGGUGGGGGGUCACCAUGAGACAAAGGCCCCUUCCUCCCUCUAACCCCUUCCCAGACCUCUUAAAUUUGGGAGAUCUCCUUCCCUCCAGGGGCAAAGUACACCAGUGGGAGUGGAGGGGAGGAGCAUAGGCCUUCAGAUGGGGCUUCCCAUGUGUCGCUACUGAUCCCAUGUUUCCUACCCACCUUCCAAUGGUGCGACCCAACUUCAUUUGUUUACUUGAAAAUUCCCCUCAGAGUUGAAUGAACCUCUGAGGUAGCUGUAUUUUCUCCUAAGCAUGAGACAGGGGGCUGUAAUCCUUCCUCUCUCCUGAGGAGAAAGUCCUUGCUCUGGUGACCCAUAAGUUGUAGAGGAGGUGGAGUGAGAGUGUCAUUUAUUGGGAUAGCCAGGGAUCCCUGCGUUUGGCCUUUCUUCUUCCUCUUCCUCUUCCAUAGUUGGAUCAUGUAUAUUUUACUUCCAAAGGAGAGAAUGUCAAAAAGUUCUGUAUUUUUUUAUAUUCUAUAUAUUAGGUAGGUCAAUCUUAAUUGGUCUCAAGAGGAAGAACUGUCUGUAAUUUCUGUAAGUAGGAUACUGUGAGGAAGACCAAAAAGAGAUAGGGAAACUCCUUCGCUCAGGGAGCCUGAGCUUGGUUCUUUUCCUCUCUGCUUAGGUUCUGGGCCACCACCUGGGACCAACCCUUAGCUCUGGAACCUUUAUGUAGCAGGUCAGCCUGGUCUGAUUGUCCCCAUACCUAAAGGGAGCGAGGAUGGCCCCAGGGCCCAGUGAAGUCUACCACUCUAGUCCUUAUUGCUAAGCAUCCUGCUUAUAUCAGGAAACCCAGAAAGCAGUCUGCCUUCUCAGAUUAAGUCUCAAAGGGCCUGUCAACAUAAGGUAUCACCUAUGGCUGCCUCUCCAAUUAUCAUAGUAACUUAACAGCCUCAGGACUUUUGUGAGAGUUAUUGGUAUCUUUCCUGUUUGUGAUCCUUGGGUCUGGUUUGGGUUUUUCUCUUCCUUGUGACAGUUAUAAUUCUAAUGCCUUUUCUCUUUGAGUAAAGCUAGUGCGAUGCCUCAGUGGCUUGCCUAUGCUUCAGUGGAUUAUAUAAUAAAGUCCAGUUGUUAGGAAGAGGGGUGGAGAAAGCUGCUGGCUAAGUGUAGACCAACUGUGGAGCUGUGGGCACAAUCUGCUCUGCCCCUGCUUUCCCUCUGUGGUCAGUCAGGUGCCUGCCCUAAGCUGUAGUUUCCCUUCCCAGAGGCAGUGCUACUCUUGCUCCUGUUCCUGCAUAUCCCUUCUGGCUCAGGUUAAAUCCCUACCCCUCUGCUUCUAGAUCUAAAGUUCAGGUGCUCAUUGGUCAUUGGUCUUGACUCUGCCCUCUUGUAGUAUUGAGAUCCAACUCCAGAAUCAUUUGCUGAGGAAGGUGGUUUGGGGCUUGCAGUUAUCCCUGAAGUGUUACACCAGUGCUGUAACCUUGUAAGUCAGAUGCUGUUCUUCAGCUUAGGAAUGAUGACUACCAACCCACAAAUAGGCAAAGGGCAGGACCUCUAUCACUUGGCCCACUGGUUCCAUUACAAAACUUUCCCCCUACAGUUCAAAGAAGAGCCACCUGCCCCACCCCCUUGUCCUUAUCCAAAGGGCAAAGCACUUUAGUAGGACCUAUUUUGUACAUCUCAAGCAAUAGUUGAGUCCCUGUCAGUGGGGCCAGAUUUUUAUUGUGAGACAUACAUACCUUUCUGUUCCUAGCAACUCCUCUAAAAUCUUGCACUUCAGAUCUGGAGCCUGUACCAGAUGGAAGACUUUUUUUUUUUUUUUUUAAUUGUCUCGCUGCUGCUUAGAGCCAGUUUUCUCCAAGGACUCCAAAGGCUGAAGUCUCCCAGGGUGCAACAUGAGGACAGAUUUCUCAUCAGAUAAAGUGGCCUCUAGGAGCCUUCCUUUGUUGGUGUCUUCCUCAGACCAUAUUUUCCCAUUAUAUUCUUGCACUCCCCCUUUCUGUCAGCAGGUGAGGUUCUUCCAAGCCCACAGGGGCAAUAACAUCAUCUUCAGUGUCUCCUCUCCUUUGAUCCUCUUGGAAAACAAAACAGCAUUUCUGUAGCCCAGCCUUGACAACCAGUCUUAGUGGGCAGCCCCCAUCUGGACUUCAGACCCUGGCUUCGAUGAGGUCAAAGGCUGCUUCUGGGAGAUUUCUGAAUGGAUGUUGUAGGGAUGAAGGGGCUCCACAGCCUGUUGUAGGGAGUAGCCUGAAAAGACAUGUUUUUGGAAUCUUCAUAUGUUGGCACAUGGCUGGUAUAUCUAUUUUAAGAUCUCUGCUGGAGGUGGAGUAUCUAGGUGUGGAUUAGGGGAUAAGGAGCCCUUUUCUUAGCUAAAGGGUUCAAAGACUGAACAGUGCCAGCACUUCUUUAUCACCAGCCCCCAUAGUUAAACACCCCUAACACCCCACCACCAUCCCCUGCUGCCAACAUCUUCUCAUAUUAAUAAAGUCUCUGGUCUUCAUAGUCUGCCCUCAAUUCUGAGCUAUCCCCAGGUGACUGCCUGGCCUUGGUAUUGAGUACAAGCUUCUGGUAGAACCCACAUGGGUUCCAUUUGGAGCUGGCCAGCCUGGUUAUUUGGGUCACUGCAUACAAAUGACCUUCUGAGAAGCAGGCAUUGAUGACCUCAGCUUUCGGGGACCCUUGCUGUUUCCUUAUCCCCUUACCUAGAACCCUUAUAUCUACUCCUUCUACUCUUUGCCCUGGAAGCCACUUUCCAAGAGCCCUAUUUUUUUGGAGCUAAACUGCACAGAUUAUAGCUGCUACUGUACUUGGUCAAAGAAGAGCAAAAAGCUCUCAGGCACACUUUCUAUUUCUCUCAAGUCACACUAGUUUAAAAUGAAAACUGUCUAGCAGAAUGAACUGGAUUUCCAUGUUCUCAUGUCUACCUGUUUCCCUCUACACCCUAGAGCCACUUGUUUCUAGCAAACUAGAAGGAAAGGAGAUAAACACCUAACACUACUUCCCUCCUCUUCCCCGAGGCUCACUCAGCUUGGUAUCCAUCAUUUUGGAUUCCUCAGUAAAUUCAUCUGUGAGCCCAGAUUCCGGAUUUUCAGUUGAAGGAGGGAGCUGUAGAGAGAAUGAGCUGGCUAGAGGCCUCCCUGGCAGGCUGAGGAAAGGUGUGAGGCUCAGUAUGUUGAACCAUAGGAAGUGCUCAUAGCUAGUAGCAACGUCUUCCCGGUAAGACUGUCCUAGAAGUGAGCGAGUGUGAGACUGAGAAAUUGCUCAGAGUAGGUUUCUUCCACAGCCGUUUAGGAUUGCACAUUUUAGACCAAUCUUGUCCAGUAUUUCUUGUGUCCUAACUUUUGAAUUCUUUUGUUAAGCCAACAAGCUGAGAAUUUGGCCCUGCGGGGAUCCAAGUGGUAGGCACUAGCUACUCUUUGGCCAAGGCCUUCAUAAAUGAUUCAGUCAAUCCACUGUCUACCCCCUAGCCACACGCCCACUUUAAGACCAUGACAAGGGAAGAAUUUGAAGUCAAUACCAAUCAAGUCUGAACUAAAGCUGUUUUUCCUCUGAGAGGGCAUUUUGCAUCGGGCCUGAGGUAUGUGCAGAACCAAAACUGGGUGUGGGAGGCAACAUUAAAUUUUGGUCCCAGAACACCCAGGAAAAAGAUUUAUGUAGUAUUUCAUAAAGGUCUCCAGUGGAUUUGGGCCUACCUCGCUAUUUUUGGGCCAGUCUGACUGCUGAUGCCCAUGUUAGCACAUACCUGAACCCCUUUCCUAAUGUUAGCCCUGCUACCCUGUGUAGGUUAAAUUUUCAGCUCCUGGGUUUGGGGAGAGAAAACUGCUGUGCCGUGGGGCUGGUGAAGAAAGUCAAAGCUCAGAUCCUGAGACUGGCUGGGAACCUCUUGACUCAUGAUGUCAUUAGAGUCCACCUCUACCAGAACCUUCAGGCUGUGGAGUUAGGUAUUAUCUUUCUUAACUAACUUCUAUGAGAACUGCCUUUGACUGAACCACUAAAGAGCAAAGGAAGGAUGGGGGUCGGGUAUGAGGUCCCAGCCACCUAGGACAGAUGAUGUCCUUCAAAAACAGCUUGGGUUCCCGGCUAAAGACCCUAGAAAGGUGAAUCGAAAUGUUUUCCUCAUUGGUUUAUUCUUUCCAAAUUCAUUUGCUUUUAGUUUUCUAAGAACUAUAAACUCUGGCUGCUUUCCAUGUUCUCAGGGCCCCUGGGUAGACAGACAAAGCUUGAUGAUUUCAGAGCAGACAUAGGCCAAGAAACCGUGGCAUUGAGUGUGCUGAGUCCAGACAAAUGAUAUUUAUAUACACAUCCAAAUUUGAAGAGAAAAUGUAUUUCUUUAGGUUUCAAACACUGUACUAGAUAUAAAGCAAAAAUAAAAACCUGUUGCAAAGUUCUAAA